CUUUGUUCUUCUCAUCAGUAUCACCUAGGCUUAUUUUCCUGAUAUGCCCCAUUGCUUGAUGGAUUCCACCAUGACGCUCUGUUUCUGAAACAACGAGACACAUCGCAAAUUGCUGCAGAUUUUUGGCGUCGCUCACACGCGGAAUCAGUUUCACCGACUCUAUCGCCCCAACGCUUGUGCGAAUUGUUGAACUGCGGCUCUCUCUACAAUUUGGUCUGUGUUGAAGUAUUUCACCUAUUGUCGGUAGUGUUGAGCAGGUCAAUCGAUUCAACCUUGAGCACUUGCGAAGUGGACCAAUUUUUCUGCAAUCUUUGGCGAACCCCUGACAUGGCGAGUGGUUCCACGACGGCGGGCGAGGAAACUGGAUACGAUUUCGUGGGAGAGAUAUCAGGAUGGGUUGAGGCUUACAUCGAAUGCCCACAUCUUCAUCACUUGAAUGGCGUCACGCAAAGCUUACCACAGUUUGAUGCUUUGUGUUCUGUAUGUAAGAAUCCCAAUGAAAACUGGUUGUGUCUAUGCUGCCACGAGGUUUUUUGUAGCCGUUUCAUAAAUGGUCACAUGCUUGCGCAUUUCAAGGACGCAAACCAUCCCCUCGCUGCAGGAUUUCGGGACCUGUCGGUGUGGUGUUUUGAAUGCGAUCACUAUUUGGAUGCUCAGGUUAUUUCGCAACUACGACCCAUUUUCGAAGCUCUUCAUCUAAUGAAAUUCGGUGAUCCAGCACCCCCUCGUGCCGAGUUGAGAAGCGGUGACCCAAUAACUCUGCAGCUUUCAUAACUAAGUAGUGAUGCAUAGUCCUGCAAGUUUGACUGGUUGUUAACCUUAGGUUUGAUCUUUGCGAGACAUUUGUUUGGUUUUGUUGUUUGUCAUUCACAUAUCAGCGUGCACUGUAAUUUGAACAUUUUAUGAAUGAAUAGUUAUCUUCUCCUUUGCAUCUAA
Physcomitrium patens is the source of this 936-nucleotide messenger RNA. RefSeq lists its product as uncharacterized. The record is from RefSeq and is a predicted model, not a curated record. Gene Ontology annotation, molecular function: zinc ion binding. Lineage: Eukaryota; Viridiplantae; Streptophyta; Bryopsida; Funariales; Funariaceae.